AAUAAUAAAUAUACUUAUCAAUUUUCCGAUAUAUAUAUAGAUGGUUUUGAUCAAUUAAUAAGUGUAUUUAAAAAUAAAUAUUCUGAUGUUUUCUUUUCAUUAGAUUACAUGUGUAAUAAAAUAUUAAAUUAUAAUAAAUUCGAAGCUUUUGAAGAAACGUACCAUUUUAUAAAUAAACUGUUUCAUAAUUGUAUGGACAUUGGCAAUUCCGAAAUACAUAUAAACGAAAUUAUGCACAAUGUAAUGAACAAUGUAAUGAACAAUGUUUUGUAUAAACGAUAUAAGAAAAAAUUGAAAAAGAAUAAAAAUAUGCAUAAUAGGAAAUAUAAAAAUGUUGUUAAAAAUAUGAAUAUGUUUUGGAAGGAAUUUAAAAAGGAUAUAAAAUUUUUAAAAAAAAAUGGAUGUAUUGAAAAAUUGAACACAACAAAGAUGAAAAAUAAAAAAAAUUAUAUACAAAAUAAAGAUAUUGAUAAUAUUAGUGUUAUAAAUGAAUAUUCAAAAAAUAUAUUAUCAAUGGAUGAUAAUUCACGUUUUAUGUUAUCAUAUUUUAUAUCCUUUUUAAAAAAGUGGAAAUAUAUGUUAUCUAUAUAUUUAUCAGAAUUAAUUGAAACACAAUAUUUAGAAGAUUGUUCUUAUACCUUAUGUGAUGCAUUGCAUAAAUUUGAUAUUCCUAUUGAAUUGCCAAAACAGAGAUUGAAAUAUAUUGGAGAAUAUUUAAAUUAUCAUUAUAAUUUAAAUACAUUUUCUCCUUCCAAAAUUAUUAAGGUAAAUUCUUCAGUGACAUAUAAUAUGUCAAAUAAUUAUAUUUUAAAAAAAGUUAGUUUUUUAACAAGCGAUGGAAAUAUUUAUUAUUAUACACAACAACCACGCAAUUAUGUAAGGAAUAAAUCUGAGCAUAAAUUUAUGUUAUUCCAAGUUUUAUUAAAUAAUAUAUUCUUUAAUUAUUCACAAACGAAGAAGAGGGGCUUAUCUUUUAAAAUAAAUUUUAAUACACAAAUACAUCCAUCUAUUAUAUUAAAGGAACAACCCAAGGAUGAUAUUACCCUACAUCAAAUUUAUAGUGAAUAUAUUUCUGUUAUGAAAAAUGAAAAAUAUUCUAUGGAUAAUAUAAUGUUGCAUCAUCGAAAUAUGGUUCAAAGUUCUCUUCACAAGUUAUUAUUAAAAGAAAUAGAAAAUAAAUUAAAAUGUGAAGAAAAGAAUAUGCAUAUGUCUAUUAAUGAUGGUAUGCAACUCAAAAAUGAUAUUACAUGUUUUACAAGAAGGGAAGAUCAAGACAUACAUACACACAACAACAACAAUAUCAAUAAUAAUGACAAUAAUAAUGACAAUAAUAAUGACAAUAAUAAUGACAAUAAUAAUGACAAUAAUAAUAAUAAUAGUAAGGGCGAAUAUAAUACGUUGUUGAAAAUGCUCCCGUGUCAAAACGAUUUAGUAGGUGAGACAAAAACCUCCAACAGAGAAAAUCUUAAUAUGAAUGUUAAUAGUCCAUCAAAUAAUAAAAUACAUAUAUCAAAUUUUGAAUAUUAUUGUUCUUUAACAUAUGAAGAAUUAAUAAAAUAUUUUUGCAAUGAAGAAUGGUUUUAUAAAAUUUUGAGAAAAUGUGAAAAAAAAAGCUUAAGAAAAAGUUUUAACACAAUAUGCAAAAUGAUACCAAAUGAUAUUUUGAAAAAUUACUUUUUUUCUAUACAUAAUAAUAUAGAAAAUUAUAGCAUUUUCCAUGAUCAAUUUGUGAAAAAUUAUUCUAUAUUGUGCAUGUUGAAUUAUGUAUUUUUUCAACUUAAUACUAAUUUAGAGAAUAUAGUUAUAUCCAAAUGUUCAGGCAGAUCAGCGUAUUUUGAAGGAAGAGCAUUAUAUAAAGAUUUUAGCAUGAAAAAAGAUAUAAAUAGAAAAAAAUUAGCAUUCAGAUUAACAAGAAAUAUAAAAGAAUUUAUUGGAUAUCAAGGAUUACAUGGAAGUUUUCCUUUAUGUUUUUAUUCAUCCAUUAUGGCUAUUAAAAAGAAAAAAAUGGAAAUAAAAAACUUUCUGAAUCUAGCUAUUUCGGAUGAUUUUUUUGCCUUACAUGUUCAGAAAAAAAAUAGAAAUUUCAUGGAAAAAAAUAAAGGUAGAAUUAAAUAUAAAUAUAUACACCAAAAUAGAGAUAAAAAAGAAAAUGAUAAUGAAAUGAAUAAAGAAAUAUUAAUAAAUGAAUAUAUAAAGUGUUUACAUAUUGAUGAUAUAGAAAAACGAAAUAUAUUAAAAAAUGCUGAAAAUUAUGUUAGUACAAUAUUUGGUCGUGUGCAAUUUUUAUAUAAAAAUAAAUUAGAAAAAAGGAAAGCUGAUAAUAGAUUAAAAUCAAAUGAAAAGUCCAACAUAAAUGUGUACGAAUAUUUUUCGGAUUUACAAGACAUUACGUCUUUAUCAGAAAUGUCAUCUGACAAUAAUAAUGAAUAUUUAAAUUAUGAUGAAGUUGAUAAGAAGAGGGUUCAAAACGGUGGAACACGUGAAUAUAAAAGGAAGAAAAAAGAUAAUAUUGUGCAACAACAAACAGUAAAAGAGGAAAAAGAAGUAAAUGAAAAUAUGGACAAUUUGCAAGAUAUACAUAUAAGAGAUAUGAAUGAAGAAAAUAAUAAAAUAAAAGAAUGUACCAAUAAUAUUACCAAUGAGGUUGUAGUAAUUAAUUCGCUUAAUAAUAAUAAUAAUAAUGAUAGAAUUAACCAAAUGAUUGAUAUUCCAAAAAAUAUAGAAGGAAUAAAAGAAAUAAAGCAUGGAGAAAAUAAUUCUUGUAAUAAUAAAGGAAAAAGGAAGUAUAAGAAAAAUAUAACUAUUGCAUAUAAUGAUGUGGAACUUAAGAAUGUUCAUCAGUUAUUAGAACAGAAGGCAUUAGAAAAUAUAAGAAAUCAAAAAAAGAAUGGAAAAUACACUAUUGAACAUGCAAAAAAUGAAGAAGCAAUAGAAAAUGACGAAAACAGUUAUAAUAAAUAUAAGUAUGUAAAAAAUUAUGAAAAUAAUAAAUAUAACGAUGAAGAAAAAAAUAUGAAAUAUAAGAAGAUAACAAAUAUAUCUGUAGAUGAUAUAAAUAAAUCUGUAGUUGAUCUUAUGGAAAUGUCUAUGAAUAAAAAGAAUUUAAAAAAUGCAAAAAGAACAUGGUUUCCAUGGUUUUAA
Molecule: messenger RNA, 3141 nt
Organism: Plasmodium adleri (nom. inval.)
Lineage: Eukaryota; Apicomplexa; Aconoidasida; Haemosporida; Plasmodiidae
Source: the annotation of a RefSeq genome assembly